AUGCUCUCUACACUCUUCGCUUCUAGCCCAACCUGGUUGCCGGCCUCCACUGCCGGCCGGCGCAACGUGCCGGCCUCCUCCGUGCGCACUGGCGGCGCAGCCCUGUCGGCCGAGCUCGCCGCCAAGCAGGCGUGGCUCGCGAGGACGCAGCCGUCGUGGGGCCCGCCGUCGCAGCUCAGCGGCUCAGUGGAGCCCACCGUCGCUGCGGCCCCGCCGGUCGAUGAGGCGGCCGCGAAGCAGGCGUGGCUCGCUCGCACCCAGCCGGACGAGCCCGCGUGGCGCGGUCAGAGCUCGCCGGCAGAGAGCGCGGCGAGAUUAGCCUUCGUGCACGCACCGCUCUCGUACUUUGCGCUGGACAAGCUGGCGUCCAAGGGCACGCGGCGGGCGGGCGGCUCGCUCGUGGACGUGGGCGAGCCCGAGGAUUGGUCGCGGCCGAUCGCAAAGGAUGCGUGGAGCGGGGCGCGUGCAGGGUCGUGGGCUUGCAGCGAGGGCGGUUGGGACUCGCCAAAGCUGCGGCCGACCACCGAGACCUUCCUCGUGCUCGAGGGGUGGGGCUGCGUGACGGACGUGGAUGGUACGCAGCACUCCUUCGGCCCCAACGACGUGGUCGUCCUCCCGAGGCACUGGAGCGGCAGGUGGGACGUGGCUCGCUUCCUGCACAAGGUGUGGGUGGUGCAUGACCACCCAGACGUGCCUGCCGGUGCGGACGGGGUGGUGCGGGCGGUGGUGGCGCCUGCCUGGCCGCACUUCGGCGCGCCGCUGCACGAGGGAACCAUCUACGACGGCGGGCACACGCGGGUCGGCGUCGCGCCUCUAGCGCCCGGCAGCGUUGCGGUCAGCGCCGCUGAGGCUGGCUUCUGGUCGAGCGCGACGGCAAAGUUCCUCUGGAUUCUCGACGGCGUCCUCUUCCUCACCAACGCCGACGGCUCGUCGCGCCGCUGCGUCGCGGGAGACACCGCGGUGCUGCCCGCGGGCUGGACGGGCCUCGUGGACACUGUCCAGCCGGCGAGGGUGGUGUGGGUGGACGUGGACUGA
This is a messenger RNA of Emiliania huxleyi CCMP1516, 1035 nucleotides long. RefSeq lists its product as hypothetical. The record is from RefSeq and is a predicted model, not a curated record. The transcript has 4 exons. Lineage: Eukaryota; Haptophyta; Isochrysidales; Noelaerhabdaceae. The coding region runs from base 1 to 1035 and encodes 344 amino acids.